AGAGCGCCCGUCGUAUGGGGUAGUUUUGAAUAUCGUCUGCUCCCGACGCUUCACCUGUCUGAAAUCAUGUGAUCCAGCUAUGAUAGGACUUUCUGUUUCAAGUACCUGAUGAGGGAGGGUCGUCCGCUGGUGCUGCUGACGCUGGUGCUCGUGAGGACCGCUGGAGACUCCUACAGGAGACUCACAGCCACCCUCCGACGCUCGUCUCCCAGGACCUGGACAUGGACCCCGGGAAGGCAGAUUUGUUCGAAGGGGACAUUAUCGUAGAUCGAGUAUCCAGUAGAGACCCAGCAUUUUUGCAUGACUUAAGAAGAACCUCGCUUCGACAUCGAAGGAAAGGCAACUGGAGGAGACAUGCCCGAAGGCGGAAAGGACGUGCAGCUACAGCCAGAACGGACAGAUUGUGGCCCCAUGCAGUCAUACCAUACGAGAUUGAGGCCAACUUUAGUGGGGAGCACAGGGCCCUGUUCAAGCAAGCCAUGCGGUACUGGGAGAACGAGACCUGUGUCCAGUUUGUAGAACGAAGCCCGUCCCUCCAUCCCGACUACAUCGUCUUCACAGAGAGGGCGUGCGGGUGCUGUUCGUUCGUGGGUCGCCGUGGUAACGGGGCCCAGGCCAUCUCCAUCGGCAAGAACUGCGAUAAGUUCGGGAUCGUGGUGCACGAGUUGGGUCACGUGGUUGGCUUCUGGCACGAACACACCCGGCCGGACAGGGACAGACACGUCCAGAUCAUCACCAGAAACAUCGUGGCCGGUCAGGAGUACAACUUCAACAAGCUGACGGAGGAGGAGGUGAACUCGCUGGGGCUGAACUACGACUACGAGAGCAUCAUGCACUACGCAAGAAACACCUUCUCCAAGAGCACGGCCCUCGACACCAUUCUGCCGGUCAAGGGGAGGGGGGUCGAGAUAGGACAGAGACUGCGUCUGUCCCCCGGAGACGUGGCGCAGACCAACAGGCUCUACAAGUGCCCCGAAUGUGGCCGGACACACCAGGAGCCGUCAGGCCUUCUGCAGAGUCCUGCCUUCGAGUCAUCACCGGGACACGGCAGUGGCGUGAACCACUGCGAGUGGCGCAUCUCCGCCACUCAGGGGGAGCGGAUCUCGUUCGAAAUAACCGGCCUGGACACGGACCCGAGCUGCGAGGGCAGCUACCUGGAGAUUCGUGACGGAUAUUGGAACAAGUCGCCAUUGCUCGGUAGGUUCUGCGGCAGUCGUGUUCCAGACGAGAAAUUCAUCUCUAUCGGACACCGGAUGCUGGUCACUUACCAUUUUUCCAAACCAGGCGGAUUCUACAAGGGAUUCCAGGCCAGAUACGAGGCUCUUUGCGGAGGGAUGUUAGAACAAUCUGAAGGUACACUCCAGAGCCCGAACUAUCCCGAUGAGUACAGGGCGAACAAAGAAUGCAUCUGGAGAAUAUCUGUGACCCCCGGAAGUCAGGUGGCACUGACGUUCCAAGCAUUUGAGGUAGAGUAUCAUGACAACUGCGCUUAUGACUUCGUAGAAAUCCGUGAUGGUUUGGAAUUGCACAGUCCCUUAUUGGCCAGGCUUUGUGGCUACAAGAUUCCACCAGAGGUCAGGUCCACGGGCCACAAGAUGCUGGUGCGUUUCGUUUCCGACAGCUCUGUCCUCAAGAUAGGAUUCUCAGCAAAGUUCGUCAGAGAGGUUGACGAAUGUUCAAGUUCAAGUCACGGUUGUGAACAAAAAUGUGUGAAUACCGUCGGAGGAUACCGCUGCGAAUGCGAAAUUGGGUUCGAACUGCACUCGGAUGGAAAAAGGUGCGAAGAUGCCUGUGGAGGAGUUUUGCGAGCGGAACGUGGGUCCAUCACGAGUCCUUCGUUCCCCGACCUUUACCCUUCGAACAAGCAGUGCAUUUGGGAAAUCAUGGCUCCGCCCCACUUUCGUAUCACGCUCAAUUUCACGCACUUCGAUCUGGAGGGAACCAAU
This is a messenger RNA of Uloborus diversus, 1946 nucleotides long. RefSeq names its product tolloid-like protein 1. The record is from RefSeq and is a predicted model, not a curated record. Gene Ontology annotation, biological process: proteolysis. NCBI's taxonomy places the organism in Eukaryota, Metazoa, Arthropoda, Arachnida, Araneae, Uloboridae. Gene Ontology annotation, molecular function: zinc ion binding; metalloendopeptidase activity; calcium ion binding.